Messenger RNA from Metarhizium robertsii ARSEF 23, 252 nucleotides. RefSeq lists its product as uncharacterized. NCBI's taxonomy places the organism in Eukaryota, Fungi, Ascomycota, Sordariomycetes, Hypocreales, Clavicipitaceae. The record is from RefSeq and is a predicted model, not a curated record. The coding region runs from base 1 to 252 and encodes 83 amino acids. The transcript has a single exon.
AUGACGAGAGAGAGGCAGGAGGUGGGCUGUAAUAUUGGCGUUGUGGUUCCAGGUGGCCAUGUGCAUGUCAUGACUGGUCUGGCACUGCCAAUGGUCAGUGCUGGUAAUAAGUUGCCACCGACAUGCAGCAUCUGCAAUGCCCUGGCAGCUCAGGUCGAGCACAGUCUGGUGCUGCUGUCUUUGAACAUGGAGCCUGCUGCUGCCCCACCAGACCAGACCAUAUCAACCAGCACAGACGACAUGGCGUAUUGA